Molecule: messenger RNA, 2963 nt
Organism: Caenorhabditis sp. 36 PRJEB53466
Lineage: Eukaryota; Metazoa; Nematoda; Chromadorea; Rhabditida; Rhabditidae
Source: the annotation of a GenBank genome assembly
AUGAGCACCGAGUUUGGAGGCGGUCUGGCUAGGUAACACAUUUUUGGGCGGUGUGUUGGGGGGAAAACCCGUUUUUUGUUGUUGUAAAACUUCAGAUUUGUCACGUGUCCGUCAGAAGUGAACACUUGUCGCGAACUGGUCGAGGUGCCGGGCGGCGCCGAGUGGAAAAUUCGCAAAUUUCAAGAGAUUCACGAAGAAUUCUGCUGGAAGUAUCCGGGCAGCUCGGUCAUUGUCAAUUAUCAUUUCAAGAGAUUACAGGUCUGUUUUUAUAUACAAAAAAGCUGAUUUUCUGGAAGAAGAAACGUGUUGUUGCAGAAUUGUGAAAGCCCAGAAGACGAGAAUCAGAGAAUGUUCUACGCAAAAGUGUCGCACUUUAUGUCGCCCGUCGAAAUUUCGGUCCAACCCAAAUACUUGUCGUCGGCCCGCAAAUCGUUGAUGGGACAGAUGAACGCGUGCUAUCAGCACACGAGACCCGAACCGUUUCUCGAUGAACAAGUACAGUUUUCUGAUGGGAAGUGCGUGGGCAAAUGUGAGUCUUUUCAGAUAUUCGUGCCUGUGGCGUGUGCCGUUCAAGAACUUGGAUUCUGGUAUCGUGGGCGGAUUGUGCAAAUUUCCGGAGAAGAGCAGUUCGUUUUUGUUUUACAAUUUACAUCAAGAACAUUCAAAAUUGAUCGAAAACUUCCAAUGCGCAAGCGAGUUGUCAAUAGAGCGCGUUUGCAUCAGUUUGCACUGGAAUUCGUUUCAUUCUCAACUUUCUCUCUUUUAUCUUUGAUACUUCGUUCGUCGAGAGUCCGGAUGUGAUUGUCCGUGUUAAAAUGUUCAAUUUAAGCGCUGAACGGAGCAAAUUCGCUCGGAAUUUUCGAAUUACGCACACUUUCAAAAUUAGCACUGAAAAACGACAGAUUUGAUCUCGGAAAAUGCCAAUUGAGCGGCAAAGUGAUGGAGCUUUUCAAUGCGCAACUUUUGAGAGCUCAAACGUCAAAAAAUAUGCAAAUUUUACAAUUUCAUGCACGUUUAAAGUCGCUGACAAGUUAAUUUUUACGGCGAAUCGGAGAAAGGAUAACGACAUUUUUGCCCAUCAAAUUCCAUUGUAUUUUCGCUGUUUUAGUGCAAAACUCCAGAAAUUCGCACAUUCCGCGUCAGGAAAUCUAAAAAUUCAGAAAAAUUUGUUUCAGCGUGGUCGUGGAACUCGUGGAUUUCGGCACGCAAAUCCUGGUGCCACGCCGUCAGAUUCUUCCGCUUUUUCGUCGUUUCGGCAAGGCUCCGCCGCUCUGUUUGAAGUGCCGCGCCGACGGAAUUUCGAUAAACGACCUGGAAAUUCGGGAUUUGCACGAUUUCAAAGACGUUGUCGCCGGCUGCAACGCGCUUUUUCGCGUCGAACUCAAAUCGUGCGUGGAGCCGUUCAAAGUAGGGAUUUUUUUCGGAUUUUCUUGAAGUUCAAUCAAAAAUGCUUGUUUCUUGUUCUUAAAAUCGUACAUUGCACACGGUUCUAAAUGGUUUUAUCCUGAAAAUAGCGAAAAUUGAUGGAGUUUGCGAAAAAUCGUUAAUUUUCAAUUUCGCAUAUUUUCUACUUUACAAACGUGACAAUUUGAUGAUUUUUGUCAUAUUUCUCAUGCUUUGAAUGCAAAAAUGCCUAGUUUUAGCCGAAAUUUCGACGGCGAAACCAGAAAAACUCGAAAAUCGCGGUGGGCUGCACGAGAAAUGUGACCGUUAGCGUGCCUUUGCGCACUUUUGGUGCAUUGAUUUAAACAGUGGAAAUUUUUGGAAAAUUGCCGGAUUUUUUUGUUGUUUUCAGGCAAGUAUUCGUGAAAGAACAUAAAUUUUUAUGGGGAUCGAAGAGAGGCCGUUUGAUUGGUCAAUAAGAUUGUCGGAUCGAAAAAAAAAACAAUUUUCAGGUCGAUUUGUACCAUCCGACGAUUUCCGGAUUGAAUGUUUGCGCAAAGUUCAUGCCGCCGCCGGAAGACGUCGGGAAAAUGGAGAGAUAUGAGAGGAGUUGGGAGGCGCAUUGCAAGAAAAUGGUGAGUACGGUUGCGAAGUGUCCCUGGGCUAGUGGCAAAGUGUCAAUUUCCAGAACGAAGAAUUCGAAGAUGACGUGGAUUUAGACGCGGACGACGUCGGGACGGGCGACCAUCUUCGUCGCUUCAUGAAGCGUCUGCCAAAGUGCGAGCGUGCUCCGCGCUUCGAGCACGACGUUCUCCUCGUCGAGCACAUUGAGAACUCGCAACUGGUUUACCUACAAUAUCCGUGGCAACACGAGAAGCGCGCCGAACUCGACAGACUGCUCUGUGCCACGUGGCACCGGCUGGCACCUCUUCCCCGCGAAUUUCGAGUCGCCGAUCAAGUGUGUGCGAUCCGGAAUCCGCGACUUGGCGGCGUCGUCCGAAGGGCCAUCAUUUGUGAGGACCCGACGACGGUCCUGCUGGUCGACUAUGGCCGAUUUGUGAGAUGCUGCUCGUCGGCAGAUUUGCGGUCCCUACCCGCCGAAGGACUUUUUGCCGAGGAGCCGAUGAUCACGGUCAUCUCGAUGACACGUGGCAUCAAUUUGAUGACGCCCCAUCACUCGGAAACGCAGUUUUUGCGCGAAAAACUGCGCCACGGCGCCAAAGUGCACUUUCGGUGGGAUAAAAAGUCGAAACAGGUGCGUUAAAGUGAUGCUUAUCUCCUCAAAAUGUUCCAAAUUUCCAGACUCCGCUACGCGGGAAACUAUUUGUGGACGGUCAGCGCGACUCGUCUAUCAACGAUCAAAUGGUCAACUAGUAAGCGCGGGCCUCUUUGGCUACAGUUAUCCCACUCUUGUUGCUCUUUUUUUCAGCCUGAAACGUGCCGGAAUCGACGCAAACUGCCACCAACUCGAUGUGUACCGUCCACGCGCGUUCCACACUUUGCCACGUGGCAAUCACGUUUAUCGCGCCACGUGUCACGCGCAUUACUCGAAAGGAAGUGAAGAGUUUUUUGAGAUUUGA